This is a messenger RNA of Pelodiscus sinensis (Chinese soft-shelled turtle), 1231 nucleotides long. The record is from RefSeq and is a predicted model, not a curated record. NCBI's taxonomy places the organism in Eukaryota, Metazoa, Chordata, Testudines, Trionychidae.
CCUGCACCUCGCUUGACUUUCUCCGGCCAGGCCUUUCUCCCUUCAGCUCUUCGGCCGGGCUUUCGAGCUCUACAGCCCUUUGUCAUGUUUUCGGCCGCUCGCUUCGACUCGUCGGUUGUCCGGGGGACUAUGUGCUGUCAGUGUCCGAGAACUCGCGGGUUUCCCACUACAUCAUCAACUCGCUGCCCAACCGUCAUUUCAAGAUCGGCGACCAGGAGUUCGAGCACUUGCCGGCGUUGCUGGAAUUCUACAAGAUCCACUACCUGGAUACCACCACCCUUACAGAGCCCGCGCCCAGGUAUCCAAGCCCACCAAUGGGAUAUGGAUCAGCCCCUACCAUGCCCACUGGAGAAGAAAAUUCUGAAUAUGUUCGGACUCUCUAUGAUUUUCUUGGGAGUGAUACUGAAGAUCUGCCAUUUAAAAAGGGUGAAAUACUGGUAAUUGUAGAGAAGCCUGAAGAACAGUGGUGGAGUGCCAGAAACAAGGAUGGUCGAGUUGGGAUGAUCCCUGUUCCUUAUGUAGAGAAGCUGGUCAGAUUGUCUCCUCAUGGGAACAGGAAUUCCAACAGCUAUGGUAUUCCAGAACCUGCACAUGCUUAUGCUCAACCUCAGACCACAAGUCCCCUUCCCUCUGUAUCCAGUACACCUGGAGCAGUGAUCAAUCCACUGCCAUCAGCAUGGAAUGGACCUGUCUAUGCCAAAGCUAUUCAAAAAAGAGUACCGUGUGCUUAUGACAAGACUGCCUUGGCAUUAGAGGUAAGAUUUUUCUGAAGUUCUAAGUCUCUAACAUCUUCAGUAAUUAGUCUUUUUUUUAAUUAAAAAAAAAAGCACAACUUGAUUGAAAUGGUAGCAACCUGAUUAUGUAAUUUAUUUGAGCCAUUCAUGUAGGUGGUUGUCUUAAGUCAGUCAGGCAAAGUCCAAUCUACUGAAGUGACUGAGAGAACAAGGUCUUUAUUCAUACCAUAACAGCUCUACAAAAACAAUUGCAUCAUCCAUACCACUUCCCUUUAGAAAGGAACUAGCGCACGUACAAAGAUGUACCUAAUUCAGACUGUGACUACUCUUCCACAAUAGGAAUUUUUCUUCUUCCAGUGAACAGGAGCAAGCAAUGGACAUAGGUGUGAGUGCCCCUGGAGUGGUGCACACAUGCCACACUAUAUAGGGGAGGGGGAUAGCUCAGUGGUUUGGGCAUUGGCCUGCUAAACCCAGGGUUGUGACUUCAAUCCUUGAGG